CUUAUUACUGGUAGAUUACGAGAAAAACUAAAAAGGCUUCGGAUAGGAGAAAAAAGUAGUAUAAGUACUAGUGACGCGAUUCUUUUGAAUUGAGAGAUCUUCUCCCUCGGAGACCUCAGUUGCCAUCUUCGCCCUCACUGGAGGCAGAGGACAGUCUCUGUUCCUCUUGGAGUCGAUCUCAAACUCCAUAGCCAUCCCUUUGCUUCGACCAGAUGGCACAACAUUCUUCCUCUUCUCAAUCCGAUCUAUCUCUUUCUCGCAACUCUUCUCUCAGUCGUCUCAACGCUCAGGCUCCUGAGUUCGUCCCCACUCGUCCCUCCACUCGUCCCGAUCUACAACCACUGCCCCCUCCACCCAAGCAAUCUCCACGUAUUCUCAUCCCUUCUCCUCCUCCUCCUCCUCCUCCGGCUAUGAUGCAUGGUUAUCCUCCCCCUCCUCCUGGAUCUCCCUUCCAUGUUCCCAUUCAGACAACCCCUGUCCCUGUCCCCACUCACGUCGUUUCCCUUCAGAAUCAUCCCUAUCAUCCUCAUCAUCGCCACCACCACCAUUCUCAUCACGUUCCUGUGCUCUAUCACCCUCAUAAUCCUCAGUAUUAUGCGGACAAUGGCGGGUUUCAUGACCCCGACACGCCGGUUGUGCAGCCAGCUCAGAAGCCUCUGCUUGAGUCCGACUACGCUGCUCCAUCUAGGAGUAAACUCACCGAUGAAGUCUCCCAAAAGCUUUUGAAUCAGGUGGAAUAUUAUUUCAGUGAUUUAAACUUGGCGACUACUGAUCAUUUGAUGAGGUUCGUCAAUAAAGAUCCCGAUGGAUAUGUUCCUAUAUCGGUUGUUGCAUCAUUCAAGAAGAUUAAGGCUCUCAUUAAUAGUCACUUUCAGCUAGCCAAUAUUUUGCGGAACUCUUCUAAGCUUUUGGUAAGUGAAGAUGGAAAGAAAGUCAAACGUAAGCAGCCAUUUUCUGAGUCAGAUAUGGAGGAGCUGCAAUCUCGUAUAGUAAUUGCGGAGAACUUACCAGAGGAUCAUUGCCACCAAAACCUCAUGAAGAUAUUUUCUGCUGUUGGGAGUGUUAAGAAUAUUCGAACUUGUCAACCUCAAAUCUCAGAUAGUGGAGCUUCUUCAACAUCUAAAUCUGCAAAAGCUGAUGGAAUGCAUUACAGUAACAAGUUGCAUGCAUUUGUAGAAUAUGAAUCAGUGGAGCUGGCGGAGAAGGCUGUUGCAGAACUAAAUGAUGAAGGGAAUUGGAGAAAUGCGCUUAGGCUUCGUUUGAUGCUUUCAUGCUCGUCAAAAUCUGCUCCAGUUCGUGGGAAGAAGGGACAUAAUGGGGAGAUGAACUACAAAGAUGUGGAUGCCUCUGAACAGCCGGCUAUUGAGAAGCAUGUAGAUGAUCUUUCUGAUCAAGUCGAUGUUCAUCCACCUGAACAAAUCAGUUUCGCCCUUCGGUUUGGUCAGACCAGUUCGAUCAAUCAAAGCAAGCUCAGACCAGAAUCUAUCCAUGGAGAGGAGUUAAUGCAAGAGAGGCUUGAGAACAAUUACCUGAUUGUGCCAAGCGAGAAGAGCAUGGAAAUGAGAAGGAUGGUGGUGGGCAGAGAAGAGUUCGAAAUAGGGUACGUGGUAAAGGGCGUGGUCGAUCACAAUACCAUCAUAAUCACAAUAAUAUACAUAACCAUGGGAACCAUGUGGGAACACCACCUCCAAGUAGUUCAACCACCAUCGAGCAGGCAGGUACGAUGAAACAGCAGCCUCCAGGGCCACGAAUGCCAGAUGGGACAAGAGGCUUUGCGAUGGGGCGGGGGAAGCCAGUGACUGUGAAUAUGACAUGAAGGGAAUGGAAAAUACAUGGAGAGGAGUGUGUGUGUGUGUCUGUAUGGGUAGAAGAAAGAGUAUGGUGCGGAUGGAAGCUGUCUAAUUGAUAGGGCAAAAAGCAAAGGCAAAGCAAAACAAUGGUGUGUUGAUAGCAGGGUUUUAGUAGGGCUGUCAAAAACCAUUGAAUUGUUGCUUUGGUUGAAGAUGUAAGAGUUUUAGUUUUUAAUGUAUUUGGAAAAAGGAAAAGGAAAAGGUGUCGUCCCCAUCCCCGCUUUCUAAUCUCCACUUUUCUUUAGGGAUUCAUUAAUUAAUGUGAAGAAGCAACGAUUAUUAUUUUUAAGCAAUAUGUGAAAAACCAAUGGGGAUGUUGGCAACAUUUCGCUAAUACGCAGUUGGUGACUCAAUUUGCCUUGUAUAAUGCAUAUUUGCUCAUUGUCUUUCUAA
This is a messenger RNA of Cucumis melo (muskmelon), 2243 nucleotides long. Its product is annotated as la-related protein 6B. Gene Ontology annotation, molecular function: mRNA binding. Gene Ontology annotation, biological process: RNA processing. Bases 213 to 1727 code for a protein of 504 amino acids. Lineage: Eukaryota; Viridiplantae; Streptophyta; Magnoliopsida; Cucurbitales; Cucurbitaceae. Gene Ontology annotation, cellular component: nucleus. The transcript is spliced from 13 exons. The record is from RefSeq and is a predicted model, not a curated record.